This is a messenger RNA of Canariomyces notabilis, 1868 nucleotides long. Its product is annotated as T-complex protein 1 zeta subunit. Gene Ontology annotation, cellular component: chaperonin-containing T-complex. The record is from RefSeq and is a predicted model, not a curated record. Gene Ontology annotation, molecular function: ATP hydrolysis activity; ATP-dependent protein folding chaperone; ATP binding. Lineage: Eukaryota; Fungi; Ascomycota; Sordariomycetes; Sordariales; Chaetomiaceae. Gene Ontology annotation, biological process: protein folding. The coding region runs from base 134 to 1768 and encodes 544 amino acids. The transcript is spliced from 6 exons.
CCUCCGCCUAAACCGCCCGCCUGGAGCGACAAGCACGAAAAAAAGUUCAAGAUCGGUGACAGCUCCAGCAGAGCCACCUCCAUAUCGUUCACCUUAAAAUUCGAUAAAGCCGUCUUAAUACCAGAUUUUGGCAAUGUCUGCUGCACAACUCCUGAACCCGAAAGCCGAGUCGAGAAGACGAGGGGAGGCUCUGCGGGUCAACAUCAGCGCCGGCGAAGGUCUGCAAGAUGUCCUGAAGUCAAAUCUGGGUCCUUUGGGGACUAUCAAGAUGCUUGUUGAUGGUGCUGGUCAAAUCAAAUUGACCAAGGACGGGAACGUUCUGCUUCGCGAAAUGCAAAUACAGAACCCCACGGCAGUCAUGAUCGCGAGGGCUGCGACUGCCCAAGACGACAUUUGCGGCGACGGCACAACAUCAGUGGUGCUGCUUGUGGGCGAACUGUUGAAGCAGGCGGAUCGGUAUAUCCAAGAGGGACUGCAUCCUCGUAUUAUUACAGAUGGGUUUGAAAUUGCCAAGAACGAAGCGCUUAAGUUCCUCGACGAGUUUAAGCUCCCUCGCGAAGUCGACCGCGAACUUCUGCUCUCUGUCGCGCGAACUUCACUCGCUACAAAGCUCAGCGCCAGCCUGGCGCAAAAACUGACCCCCGAUAUCGUUGAUGCCGUCCUCGCUAUCUACCAGGCGCCUGCGAAGCCCGACCUACACAUGAUCGAGAUCAUGAAGAUGCAACACCGGACUGCUUCAGACACACAACUGAUCCGUGGCCUUGCCCUAGACCACGGUGCUCGUCAUCCCGACAUGCCGAAGCGCGUCGAGAAUGCCUACAUUUUGACGCUGAACGUCAGUCUUGAGUACGAAAAGACCGAGAUCAAUUCGAGCUUUUUCUACUCCAGUGCGGAGCAACGGGACAAGCUGGUUGAGAGCGAGAGGCGCUUUGUCGAUGCCAAGUUGAAGAAGAUUGUUGAGCUCAAGAAGGAGGUAUGCGGUAAUGACGGCAAAAAGAACUUUGUCAUUAUCAACCAAAAGGGCAUUGAUCCCCUGUCGCUGGAUGUCCUGGCGAAGAACGGCAUUCUGGCGCUCAGAAGAGCCAAGAGGAGGAACAUGGAGCGACUACAGCUCGUUUGCGGCGGUGUUGCGCAGAACACAGUAGACGACCUUAGCCCUGCGGUUCUUGGAUGGGCGGGUCUUGUCUAUGAGCAACAGCUUGGAGAGGAGAAGUACACGUUCAUCGAGGACGUGAAAGACCCCAAGUCGGUCACCAUCUUGAUCAAGGGCCCCAACCAGCACACCAUCAACCAGGUUACCGACGCCGUCCGGGAUGGGCUGCGGAGUGUCUACAACAUGAUUGUCGAUAAGAGCGUGGUCCCCGGCGCGGGCGCCUUCCAGGUCGCCUGUUCGGCGCAUCUCAAGAGCGAUGCCUUCGCCAAAACCGUCAAAGGCAAGGCUAAGUGGGGUGUCGAAGCAUUUGCAGAUGCUCUCCUGGUAAUCCCGAAAACAUUGGCGGCGAAUGCUGGCCUAGAUAUUCAGGAUGCUCUUGCCGCUCUGCAGUAUGAGCAUCGGGACGGCAAUGUGGUAGGCCUUGACCUCACAACAGGCCAACCUAUGGACCCAACCUUGGAGGGUGUGUAUGACUCCUUCAGGGUGCUGAGGAACUGCAUUGCUUCCAGCUCUGGCAUUGCCUCAAAUCUACUGCUUUGUGAUGAGCUGUUGAAGGCGAGGCAGAUGGGCCGGUCAGGUGGCCCUGGGCCAGGCAUGGAUGGGCCUGAAGAGUAACAGGUAUUUCAUCUUUACGUGUAAGAUACCUACUUAGACAUAGAUCUAGGUCAAGAGAUGGAAAUACCAGUUAAGAACAAUGUUUGUUUUCUGCUGCCGU